UAUGCACAGUACAGUAAAGAACAACGUGUUUCUGAUCUCAAGCAACAGGGACAAAAAUGAGACUAACAUUUUAAAUCCUUUCUGUAUGAACAGCAAGGAUCUCACCUUAAGACUCAGCAUUACCUGCAUUUACCUCCACAAACUUUAGUCUGCUCACACACAAAUUGUUGGUUCUCAGGAGUUACUGAAGUGUCAGUGCAACAUAAUGUCUGUGCUAAAAAUCCUGAGCUUUUUACUGUUAACUGCUCACCUUAAUGAGGGGAAAAGAAUCAAAGGAAACCGAGCAGCGGACACAGAAGACAGGGUGAACGAACUGCAUGUCAGCAGUUCGGUCUUCAGCCUUUUUUUAGAAGGUGAGGACACCUGCACACUGGACCCUCUGCAGCUGCACACGCUCACCUCCUGUGGCUUCAACAGCAGUAAUCCCCUCAUCAUCAUCACUCACGGGUGGUCGUUGGAUGGUUUAAUGGAGGCCUGGGUGCACAAGUUAGCCACCGCACUGAAGAAACAUCUAAUGGACAUCAACGUGGUGAUUACAGACUGGCUGGCCCUCGCUCACCAGCACUACCCCACAGCUGCCAAGAGCACUCGCACUGUUGGAAAAGACAUCGCUCACCUGCUGCACUCACUUCAGGUACAUUAUCAGUACCCUGCAAAAAGGGUUCAUUUGAUUGGCUACAGCCUGGGUGCUCAUAUCUCUGGAUUUGCUGGAAGUUACCUAAAAGGUCCACAUAAAAUAGGAAGAAUUACAGGUCUGGAUCCAGCAGGGCCUUUGUUUGAAGGCAUGUCUCCCACAGACAGGCUGUCUCCUGAUGAUGCAGAGUUUGUGGAUGCCAUCCACACCUUCACCCAGGAGCGUAUGGGCCUCAGUGUGGGCAUCAAGCAGGCUGUGGCCCAUUAUGACUUUUACCCUAACGGAGGGGAAUUCCAACCAGGCUGUGACCUGCAAGACAUUUAUGAGCACAUUAGCACCUACGGACUCCAAGGGUUUGAGCAGACAGUGAAAUGUGCUCAUGAGCGCUCUGUCCAUCUCUUUAUUGACUCACUGCUGAAUCAAGACAAGCAGAGCAUGGCCUACAGGUGUAGUGACCAAAGUGCAUUUAACAAAGGUAUCUGCCUACACUGUCGAAAGAAUCGCUGUAACACGCUGGGCUACCACAUCAAGAAGGUUAAGAGUGGCAACAGCAAGAGGCUCUACCUGAAAACGGGUCCCAGGAUGCCUUACAAACUCUAUCAUUACCAGUUCAGGAUCCAGUUUGUUAACCAGAUUGUGGGGAUCGAGCCCCACCUCACUAUCUCCCUCUCUGGAACAAAAGGCGAGAGUGGAGACCUCCCCAUCCAUGUCAAUGAACUUAUUUUAGGCAACAAAACCUUCACCUUCCUGAUCACACUGGACAAAGACUUGGGUGAAUUGAUGAUGCUCACGUUACACUGGGAGGGAUCAGCUCUGUGGAAGAAAAUGCUGAACCGGGUGACGACCUUCCUUCCCUGGGGCAGCCGACAACAAAAACCUGUGAUGGCCGUGGGCCAUAUCAUGGUCAAAUCAGGAGAGACACAGCAGAGGACAUCUUUUUGUGCCAUGACAAAUGAUGGACAACAACUCGAGGUUUCACAAGAUAAAACAUUUGUGCGCUGUGAGGAUGACACACCAAAAAAACAGCGCAGAAGGAAUUACUAGUGGACUUGUUUGAUCCUGCAGACAGACUUAAGAUCUCUGGAUAGCUGUGCAAAAGUCAGAAGAAUCCUAAGGAACAUAAAUGGUGAAACAGGAAUAGUGCCUGGUAAAAAACAAAGUUUGUAAAGUCUUGGGAACUGAGAAUAGAAAAAAAAACCCCAGCAAGUAAUGAAAACUCUUUACAAUCUCCAGAAAUCUGUCUUGGUUUGAUUUUUUGAUCAAUUUAACGAUAGGUUAAGAUUCACAUGCAAUCUUUGUUUACUGUCCAAACUGGUAAGUUUAAAGCUCAAACUAACAGUCAAAUAAUUGCUACAUACAAAUGUCCUUCGGGCAAAGAAACAGCUGAGUGUUUGCCAAUCCAAAUAUUAACCAGACAGAGAACACAAAGUCAAUGGCCUCUCUGUGAUGUCAACACGAGUUUGUACAUUUCUUUCUCUUUUUUUUUAAUGUCCUGUGUAAAAUUGUUGAUUUCAUAAUUUAUAAACUCACACUGCUCUUUCCAAUAACAUAAAAAAUUACAUGCUUGUCUAUCUUCAACCAGAGCAAUAAAUAAACCCUGUUCUUUUUUUA
Molecule: messenger RNA, 2245 nt
Organism: Cheilinus undulatus (humphead wrasse)
Lineage: Eukaryota; Metazoa; Chordata; Actinopteri; Labriformes; Labridae
Gene: lipca
Product: lipase, hepatic a
Exons: 9
Coding region: 206-1678 (490 amino acids)
Biological process (GO): lipid metabolic process
Molecular function (GO): apolipoprotein binding; triacylglycerol lipase activity
Source: RefSeq, a predicted model, not a curated record